AUGUUUCGUUUAACAGUUCCUACGUUGAGAAGUAGGGGUAUAGUUUCUAGCACCCCAAAUUUGUUUAUUCGUACUUUGUCUGGAACAUCGCAAACCACUCCAAUUAACAAGCAAAUACCUGACUUAACACCAUUGAAAUUGGAUUCAAUCGGAUCUGAUAACUUAUACGCAAUUUUUAAACUUCAUAAUAUCCCAUAUUUGGUCACCAAGGGAGACAAGAUAGUGUUGCCAUUUAAAUUAAAAGAAGCAGAAGUAGGGGACCUGUUAAUAUUGAAAGACGUUGUUACAUUAGGAUCUCCAGAAUUCACAUAUAAUGAUGAUCGUGGAAUACCAAAGGAAUUAUUUGACUUGAAAGCAAAUGUCGUUGAAAUCACAAGAGAACCAUAUUACGAAGUCUACAGAAAGAAACAGAGAUGCAGAAGAUUAAAAACAUUUCCAGUUCAAAAUUACCAAACCAUUUUGAUGAUUAACGAAUUGAAGUUGAAAUAA
Debaryomyces fabryi is the source of this 489-nucleotide messenger RNA. RefSeq names its product mitochondrial 54S ribosomal protein bL21m. Lineage: Eukaryota; Fungi; Ascomycota; Pichiomycetes; Serinales; Debaryomycetaceae. The record is from RefSeq and is a predicted model, not a curated record. Bases 1 to 489 code for a protein of 162 amino acids. Gene Ontology annotation, cellular component: ribosome; mitochondrial large ribosomal subunit. The transcript has a single exon. Gene Ontology annotation, molecular function: structural constituent of ribosome.